Molecule: messenger RNA, 498 nt
Organism: Caenorhabditis remanei
Lineage: Eukaryota; Metazoa; Nematoda; Chromadorea; Rhabditida; Rhabditidae
Exons: 3
Coding region: 1-498 (165 amino acids)
Biological process (GO): protein phosphorylation
Cellular component (GO): Golgi apparatus; cytoplasm
Molecular function (GO): ATP binding; protein serine/threonine kinase activity
Source: RefSeq, a predicted model, not a curated record
AUGCCAAUUGAAAUCAAAACACCAGCAGAUCAUCACAAACAUAAAGAAGAUGCAGAAGAGUUAUGCAGUAUGAUGUAUAGAGCUCCUGAAUUAUUUAAUUGUGAAAUUGGUUCAACAUUGACGACAGCUGUUGAUGUUUGGGCUCUCGGUGUGUGUCUUUAUGAAUUCAUGUACCUUGAGAAUCCAUUCAAUAAAACUUACGAACAAGGAGGAAGUAUUGCCUUGGCGACCCAAAGUCCUCACAUGAUUAAAUGGAUUUCAGAAAAAUCUGUGAGCCAGAAAACAAUCGAACUUAUCAAAUCAAUACUGAUAGUGGAUCCUGAGAAGAGACCAACCAUUGGAGAAUUACGAAUCAAAGUUAUUGAAUUAUUGGAUAAUUGGAACAAAUCAGAUUCUGAACCCUCGGAAAUAGGAUUGAUAGAUCCCGAGAAAACUGAAAAUGAACAAAGAGAAAUAACUGAUGAAGAGUUCGAUUUGGCGAUGAGGCAAACUAAUUGA